Messenger RNA from Moneuplotes crassus, 981 nucleotides. Lineage: Eukaryota; Ciliophora; Spirotrichea; Euplotida; Euplotidae. The record is from the annotation of a GenBank genome assembly.
AUGGUGGUUAACAAGAAAAUACUUUUUGUGCUGGUGCUGGUUUUGGGUGUUGUUAGUGCAGAGUUUGGACAUGUCACUCAGUUUAGAGUGAAGACAGCAAAUGUUUUAAAAUGCCCUCGAUAUAUAGCAAGCACUGUCAAACGAAUAAUGUUCCAACUGCUAUCAAUUUUGCGUCCCUCUGCUAUCAGUGCUUCUGAUUUUCCAAAUGUUAAUGAAUUAUACUGUGAAGCAUUUAACAUAACGUAUGAUAUGUUUUAUAAGCCACUAAUGUUUGAUCAUUUUAGUACGGCUAAUGUUAAUGAGAUAUCAGCAGCUGCUUGGUUGACAGGGAUCUUCGAUAUCAUCAGAGUUUAUAUCAGGCUGGUCUUUGGAGAGUUCGACUAUGGGUAUUGGGAAUUGGACUUACAUUAUUGGGUGAAGAUCAUAACAAUAUAUAAUGCUAUUGUCCAAGAGAAAGGGCGAGAGUAUUUUGAAACAAAUAUGUGGUGCAUCAGACCUCGAGUAGGACAGCAUUUUUUACCAUUGUAUCCUGGCUAUUUCGCAUGAAAUUUUACUGAGGCCGAUCCAAUUAUUCGCAGAUUUUAUGAAAGACCCAUUGAUCCUGUGAAGGACUCCUCCUCUUUGGUUUGGAAGAUACUUCUGCUUUUUGGUAUUCUUGGAGCUAUUGUUAUUGUGGUGAAGCUAAUCUUGGCAGAAUGGAAGACUUAUAAGAGCCUAAGGCUCUCUCAACUUGUAUGGUCUGUUGAAAUUAUGGAUAAAAGCUCUUGAAAAUCUGAGAACUCUUGGAAAUCUGAGAGCUCUUGGAAAUCUGAGAGCUCUUGGAAAUCUGGGAGCUCUUUAAAAUCUGAGAGUUUGAGAGGAGCAAGAUCAUUUUCUUCAGAAGUAUCGAAUCUUCAAUAUAGAAAUGAAUUAGUUAAAACGAGCACUCCAUUGUUUGGCUCAAAUGGCCAAGACUCCAAGCUAUCAUCUUCAUCUUAAGAA